This is a messenger RNA of Aaosphaeria arxii CBS 175.79, 809 nucleotides long. RefSeq lists its product as uncharacterized. Bases 270 to 710 code for a protein of 146 amino acids. Lineage: Eukaryota; Fungi; Ascomycota; Dothideomycetes; Pleosporales. The transcript has a single exon. The record is from RefSeq and is a predicted model, not a curated record.
UCUUAAUACAAAAACAUAAGCGCAAGCUAAUCUCCACGUGCCACAUUUACCUAUUCUAUCACGACCAAACAACAAUAGAACAAUAAACUCACAAUGUACAAUAAUAAAAACGGGCUUAUUUUAUUGUGUGUCCCCGAGACCUCUUUGUUCACGACUGGACCCUGAACCUCACUUUUCACUCUUUAUGUCACCAUUAGCUUAUAAUUCCCUUCCCACCAUCUCCGAAUCCUCCGCGACCUUCCGACCAACUACACUUCACCAUCGCAAGAAUGCCAGCCAUCAUACCGAGAACUUCACAACUAGCACCGCGCGGGGAGGACGACAGAAUGACAUCGUCUAUCGUGGGCAUCGUCUUCGCAGGCGUCGUUCCCGUCAUCAUCGUCGCAUGCGUGGUCACAUGGUUACUAGCAUGCUACGGUCGACAACGCGCAUGCGGGUGUCUAUGGAUGCGCAAAGCGCAAAUAAGGUCAGACGAGAAGUGGCAGAGGAGGAUGGAGGAAGACGCAUUAGUUGCCCGGCGCAAAGCAGAGGCUGUGCGAAUUGCGACCGCGGCUGGACCCAAGGCGCCGCAACAUAAGAAAUCACCGUCGGAUUCGACGGAUUCUUCCGGGAAGACAAAUUCGACUGAAGACACGAUCGAGAAGCAAGAUGCGAUUUCGCCUGAUCCUAUGCCCCAGAAACAUCGGUUACGCGGACCCCUUCGGAUCUAGCAGUCCAUGAUGCUUUCGCCAGUUCUUAUUGCUACAACUAGGAGGCGUCAACGGGGAAUUCACAUUGUUUCUUGUUUCAAAUAACGACUGUAUACUUCA